Phyllopteryx taeniolatus (common seadragon) is the source of this 5399-nucleotide messenger RNA. Its product is annotated as kinesin-like protein KIF3B. Gene Ontology annotation, biological process: microtubule-based movement. The transcript is spliced from 9 exons. Gene Ontology annotation, molecular function: microtubule binding; ATP binding; microtubule motor activity. The coding region runs from base 537 to 2807 and encodes 756 amino acids. The record is from RefSeq and is a predicted model, not a curated record. NCBI's taxonomy places the organism in Eukaryota, Metazoa, Chordata, Actinopteri, Syngnathiformes, Syngnathidae.
UUGUCGCUGACAAAAAAGUGAACCUCAUGAAAAUCGGUUGAGAAAUGAACAAGUUACGACUUAAUUUCAACGUACAUGCAUUGCCUUUGAUGGGAACCUCGACCUCCCCAACAUGACCGCCACGAAGACACGUCGGUUUGCCGGGAAGCUACAACGCAUCGGUGUAUCUAGUCUGGAUGUCUAUGUUCGAACCCCUCUCUGAUGUAGUGACGUUUGGUUAGAAAGAAAGCCAAACGUCAGAAACGGCCGUGGUAACAUUUGACACGGUUACUGGUUUCGUCAAAUGAAUGGCCAAAUACACGUGGUGGCUUGAGGACAACGUACAUAUUGUUGGGAAGGUUUAUUGCCGGUGACUUUUAAAGUUUCGUACCUAUAAUGAACUAUGACACACAUAUACAGACUAAAAACAGUACAAGGUUCGCUAAAUGUUCAGCAGGUUCUGAUCUGUGCUUUGAGUUGAAACAUUUCACUAGAAAGGCAUAUGAUAGAGCUUGGUGACCUGCAUGAGUUUACCAUCCCCUCCAGUCUAGUCCAAAAUGUCCACUAACUCUGAGUCUAUAAAAGUAGUGGUGCGUUGUCGUCCUAUGAAUGACAAAGAAAGGGCAGCCACAUUUGAGAGUGUGGUCUCAGUUGAUGUAAAAUUACGACAAAUUAUUGUCAGGAACCAGAGAGAAUCGUUGGCCUGCAAAUCCUCAAAAGUGUUUACUUUUGAUUCAGUCUACGACUGGAAGUCAACACAAAAAGAGCUAUAUGCUGAAAGCUUUAGGCCCCUUGUGGAUUCCGUUCUACAAGGAUUUAAUGGAACCAUUUUUGCAUAUGGACAAACAGGCACAGGAAAAACGUACACCAUGGAGGGCACAAGAAAUGAUCUAGAAAGGAGAGGAGUUAUCCCUAACUCUUUUGACCACAUUUUCACUCAUAUUUCAAGAUCUCAAAAUCAGCAGUACCUGGUGCGAGCAUCAUAUCUAGAGAUUUAUCAAGAGGAGAUCAGAGAUUUACUCUCCAAGGACCAAUCACGCCAUCUUGAGCUGAGAGAAAGACCGGAUACUGGCGUUUAUGUUAAAAAUCUGUCAUCGUUUGUCACCAAGAGUAAAGAGGAGAUUGAAAAUGUCAUGAAUGUGGGCAAUCAGAAUCGCUCAGUGGGCUCCACGAACAUGAAUGAACACAGCUCCCGUUCUCAUGCCAUCUUUGUAAUCACUGUAGAAUGCAGUGAACUGGGAGUGGAUGGUGAGAACCAUAUCCGAGUUGGCAAACUCAAUCUGGUGGAUCUAGCUGGUAGUGAAAGGCAGACCAAGACGGGGGCUCACGGGGAGAGGCUGAAAGAAGCUACUAAAAUCAACCUGUCACUUUCUGCUUUGGGGAAUGUCAUAUCAGCUCUAGUGGAUGGCAGGAGUAGCCACAUACCUUACAGAGAUUCUAAACUGACCCGCCUUUUACAGGACUCUCUUGGGGGCAAUGCCCGCACAGUCAUGGUCGCCAACAUUGGCCCAGCAUCUUACAAUGUGGAAGAGACUUUAACAACACUACACUACUCCAACAGAGCGAAGAACAUUAAGAAUACACCAUGCAUCAACGAGGACCCCAAAGAUGCCCAACUCAGGAAGUUUCAGGAGGAGAUUGCGAGACUGAAAGCACAGCUGGAGAAGCGUACAGGAAAGAAAAACAGGAGGCAAAAUGGGAGGGCUUGUGAUUGUAGCAACGGUGAUUAUCAGGAAGAAGAGCAUGAGGGUGAUGAUGAGGAUGAGGACAACAAAGAGGAUUAUUGGAGGGAACAGCAAGAGAUGCUAGAGAGAGAGAGGAAAGCUAUCAUGGAAGAUCACAGCCUGGUUGCUGAGGAGAAAGUUCAACUCCUGAAGGAGAAGGAGAAGAAAAUGACUGACCUGAAAAGGGAGGAGAAGGAGGGAGAGCUGCUGGCAACAAAAAUUAAGACAAUGGAGAGCAAACUCUUAGUUGGGGGGAAGAACAUUGUGGAUCAUACAAACGAGCAGCAGAGGAUGCUGGAGCUGAAAAGACAAGAAAUUGCUGAACAGAAAUCGAGAGAGCAAGAGAUGCGUCAGCAGAUGGAGUGUCGAGAUGAGGAGACUCUGGAGCUAAGAGAGACCUACAGUUCUCUACAACAGGAAGUUGACAUUAAAACCAAGAAAGUGAAAAAGUUGUUUGCCAAACUGGAGGCUGUGAAGGCAGAAAUACAUGACAUCCAGGAGGCACACAUCAGUAAACGCCAACAGCUGGAACAGAACCAGAACAAGCUCACAUGGGAGCUUAAACUCAAGUCUCAGAUGAUUGACAAUUUCAUUCCACUGGAGGACAAGAACAAAACAGUCACCAGAGCUUAUUUUGACGAAGAGAAUGAAUACUGGAAGAUGAUGCCCAUCACACGCAUUGAGCAUGAUCCUCGGAUGAUGAGCAGACCUCAGUCUGCUUUGGGAUUCAGAAGACCUCUAAGUCACCAUGCUUGCAUGGCCAUGAUGAUCAGCCUUGACAUGAGAUACAAAGCUGAGAAUAUCCUGUUGCUAGGCAUGGAUAUGCCAUCUCGGACCACCAAAAACUAUCAGCAGCCAGUAAUCGCCCCAAAGGUGGUGGCUGCUCUGAAGGAUGCCCUUCGGGAUGAGGAGGACCUUGAGGUGGAUGCAUCAGAACUUAAUGGUAGCCUUUCACCUCUAGCCAGUACAAAUGGAAGCAUUAGGAAAUCAAAGUCUGGUCGACCACGAACAAGUAAACAGUUGAACACUCGCACUGCUUCAUGCAGCCCUCACAAUCUUACAUCUCCAAUUUACCCACAAUCCCGUGGGCUGGUUCCCAAGUGAAGGUAGAAUCUGCCAACAACUUUUCUUAUGUAACUUUUGUUGCUGAAAUAUGAGCCAGCAGAGACUGAACUCCAGUACGCAUAGAUGUGAUGCACGUAAAAUGUGUGAUCACAUUUGAGUAUUGCAUUCUUUUCAUGAAAUGUUCAAUUACUUUGCUUUCCAUACCCUGUUCAAGGUUUAAUUUCUUCUAUUGUGUAACAAUGUUUAUGAUUUUUUGAUUAGUUUUUUCUAGUAUGUUGCAUUACAUUGCUUAUUAAUUUGCCUGUGUACUAUUUGGGAAAAUAUAUUUGAACGUUUCAUAUUUUUGGUAUUCAUGUAUACUAAACAAGCUUGGGAAUUUGUCUCUCUUCCUGUUUUAAUUUCAUUCAUUGGGUAGUUUGUUUUUUGCCAGAGGGGGGCAGAGUUGUGUCAAAGAAAUUCUCCAUUGAACCAACCGCUAGGAUGUUUUAAAAUCUUGGCUUUACGUUGCCAUCUCAUGUUUGUAUGUUUAUUUUAUAGAACUGUACAGUGUAUAAUGCACAGGUGAGAUUAAGAAUUACAAACCACAGCCAUGUAUGAGAAUAUACUCACACAACAAUCAUUUGAUUUCUAAACCAGACAAAUAAGUAACAAAACGUCAUUUUAAUACUUUGCUAAUCUACAAAUGUGUCCUCACUUUCCUUUCGCCUAAUAGUUCCAACUUGCUUUGGUCUGACCGCAGCUUGUCAGCAUCAAUACAUGUGACAAGAUGAACAUAUGAAAUUGGCCUAAGGGAUUUACAUCUGUCGAUUGUGAUUGAGAAAUUCCAAGACCCUUAACACUUAAAGGAUUUACAGCCAUUUUAUCCUCGAGCAUGAAUCCCUUCAACAUGUGUAACCUCCAACCAAUCGGAGCCAAUUUGUGUGAGGAAAACAUGCCAAAAUUAUUUUGUCACUUUCUAAUCAUUUGUGUAGUUUAUGAGACUGGAUGUUUUAUGUGCAGUAUUGUUGUCCCAGUUCAGAGGAUGGGGGAAAUGACUUUUGGGUGUUGCUCUCUGUGUUUUAGGAAAAUGGCUCUGAGUCAAUAAAAGAGGGUGUUUGUGCCGACUUCCCCCCCGUAUUUGACAGAAUUUGGGAUGAAAGUAGUGCAGAUUUGCUCUGUUAAAUGUGUCUUUUGACUCUGUUGGACUGCCUUGAUAUUCUUGCCUAGGUCAAUAAUGAUCAAUGAAGGUAUGAUGUCAUAUCCUUCGAGCUGCUUUUCUGUAUCCUUAUUUUUCCAAAACAAUAUUAAUCGGGUUCUCACAUCAGUGACAGGGCAAAGCAAUCCUCCUCAAAAGGUUAUUUUUCUACAAGUACAUGUUUUUGUCCGUACUCAUUUGCCAAUUUUAACUGAUUUUUCUCACUAUUUUUUUACUUGUGAUAGAGACAAAGAAAUCUAGACUUGAUUAAUCUUGUGGGAGACCAACAGAUGGCAGUCGCAUCACAGGGGAAAAGCAAAUUACUCAACAUGAACCUCAUUAUAUCCAAUAAUGACACUAUAUAUGUAGAGCCAAACCAUGAAAUUGACAGUGAAGGUGCUUGAGAGGAAGACGUGUCAGAAGCCAAGGACAACAUAAUUGUACAGCUGAAUAGAUGGAACAAUCCAGUGUUGAGGAGAGGACCCAGCUGAGGUUCUUACUUUCCUGUUAAAUAAUGGAAAUGUGUUCAGGUCUUCACCCCUACUUGAGAGCAGAUGUUGGCUGUCAGCAGGAAGUUGUCAGGAUAACAAGCAUGACACAAGAUAAGUAGAAAACCAAGUGAUAAUGAGUUGGAGGUUAAGACAUCUGCAAGGAGGUAGUGUACAAAAUAUGACUUUGUUUUUCUGGUAUGUAAAGAUACAAAAAAUAAUGAUGUUAUUGAAUAUAAUAUGAGUUGUAUAAUAUGCGGUUCAUGUGAAAAUGGGAGUUUUUGUCUGUUUAUUACAUUUGGCAAUUCUGGUUGGGAAAUGAAAUGACCUACAGUAUUUUUUGUCAUGGGUAUAAAGUUUUAGCUGUAUACAGGUGAAACAUAUAUUUUCUUACCAAGGCUUAUUUUUUCCACCUACCUAAAUCAACAAUUCAGGUUAAUUCAGUAAAUUAAUUGCCAAUAGAAUUUCAGUUAAUAAAAAGAUGAAACAUUAAAGUGUCUGCCUCACAGUUCUGAGGUCCGGGGUUCAAUCCCUGCCCCCGCCUGUGUGGAGUUUGCAUGUUCUCCCCGUGCCUGUGUGGGUUUUUUCUGGGCACUCCGGUUUCCUCCCACAUCCCAAAAACAUGCAUGAUAGGUUAAUUAACAACUCUAAAUUGCUCGUAGGUGUGAAUGGGAGUGCGAAUGGUUGUUUCUUUGUAUGUGCCCUGCGAUUGGCUGGCAACCAGUUCAGGGUGUGCCCCGCCUCCUGCCCGAAGAUAGCUGGGGUAAACUCCAGCACGCCCGCGACCCUAGUGAGGAGAAGCGGCUCAGAAAAUGGAUGGAUGGAAAAAGAUGAAACAACACUAUUUCAUGAGUUAGUAAAUCAGCAAAAGCUGAGGGGCCAUUUUGACUGGGAAGUGAUUGAUAAGAAAACAUCACAGGAUGGUUAAUGUAAUUAGAUUUUCUUACUAAUUUUUCUUCUUCAUAUGUG